AUCGAUUUGACCGAAUCCAACAACAACAAAUAGUUUGAUGUGCAUGUUGGAAUAUAGUUGGGUUCAAAUGAAUGGCUGCGUGUAUUUGUGUGCGUGGGCGAUCCAAAAAAACUUCUCCGUUUCGAACCACAAAAACUCACGCAAAAAAAUGCUCUGAAAUUCCACAAUUGACAUUCAACAUUCAACAGUAAAUGAUUGUAGAUCAAAUUUGUAAUCGAAAUUCAUUUAGAAAGUUUUUUUUCCAUUUUUUUAAACAUUUAAUUAAAUUCAGCAACAACUUGGCAAUGAUCAUUUUUUGUGUGUGUUUGUGUGAUUCAUUCUGUUUGUGUUAUUACUCAUAUUGUUUGGCUAUUUUAACGAAUUUCCGUUUUUUUUUUUCUUUCGUUUGUUUGUGUGUUUGUUGUCAUUCAUCUUUAGUUUUUGUCAUAUUUUCAUAUUGUCUUUGUGUAUUUGUUCAACAACAAAUCAAUUCAACAUCCGGCAACCCAUAUAUAUAUUCCAUUCAUUUAAUGAACAGAAAAAAAGCCAACGAUUCUCGACACCAGCUUCAUGUGAUUUCGAUUCUUAUCGGCCUCUGAACUAAGUAAAUGAUCAUCAAUUUGAAACAUUUUCUUUUUUUCAUCAUUAUCGUAAACGAAAAAGAGCUUCAAAGAAAAUCUCACUCACUCACUCGCUCUUUCUCUCUCUGUUUCAUUAAUUGAAAAUGGCUUUAUUACAUCGUUUCUCAAAAUUAAAUGAUCGAUCCAAUACAGGAAUAUUUACAUUCAUUGUUACUAGAUCGGUCACAAGGGAUCUACAUCGUGAUGCAACAACAAAAGAUUUUUAUUAUGGUUAUCAUCGUUGGGCAAUAUCGUUUACCCGUGCAAAUGAUAAAGUAUUAGGUGUUUAUCUUAUAUUACGAGAUACAUCACCAUCGGCUAUUACUUAUACAGAUUUUAGCAUAACAUUAUUGAAUCGUGAACAUUUCAGUCGUAAUGAACAAUAUGGAAAACAAUCAAAAUUUACUACCGAUCAUCCAGCACAUGGAAUAAACAAAUGGAUACCAUUAUCAGAUAUACAGACACGUAAUUUUGGCGAUGAAACUGGUGAAUUUUUAUUGGAAUUAAGCCUAAGCAAUUUAAUGACUGUUUAUGAGACAAAUAUUUGUUUACAACAAAAUUCUGGUAAUAAUCCACAACAACAACAACAACAACAACAUCAGCAGCAGCAACAGCAACAGCAACAACAAUCGAAUAAUCCAGUGAAUGUACCGACGAAAGUUAUGUUUAAAAAUGGUAAACUAGAGACAAGUUAUUUUCAUUUUGCAACAUUCGAAUGGAAUAUAUCGAUUAUGAUGCAUAAUGCAAAUAGCGGUGGUGGUGGACCGGCCAGUAUGGUACGUGGAUUAUUUAAAGAUUCACAGAAUGAUACGGAUAUUUUCGGUGCUACUGGUGGCAAUAGUAGUGGUAGUGGUGGCGGAAAAUCAAAUCGUUCCUAUUUAAUAUUCUUGAAUCGUUUAACUGGAUUCGAAAAUGCAUGUCGUAUACAAUAUCGUAUUGUAUUGGGUCAGGAUCAAAUCCGUGAAGAUUCCGGUAUGAUUGAACAAAUAUCCGAUAUGAAUGGACGAUCACGUGGAUAUCAGAUUGAUUCACAUACAUUUGCACAGCUCACAGCAAUGGGUAUGGCAAAUUUAUAUUUUGAAUUCUAUAGCUGUAAUCCAAUCAGUGAAGUAAAAGUAUCAAUUACACGUUCAAUAUCGCCAACAAUUAAUUGUUAUGAUCGUAAUAAACAAGGCUGGAGUAUUGAAUCCGAUAUGGAAAGUGAAAUGCUUAAAUUGAAACUUUAUUUUAUGGAUAUGCAUUCUGUACCACGUAAUCAUUUACGUUAUGUUUCUUGGUAUAUUUAUCUGAUUGCACAAUCAGAUACUAUACAUAAUAAUUCUGGACAAACAGAGAAUAUAAUGGUAAAAAAUUCACCACAUUAUAAUUAUUAUAUACAGGAUGGUAUCGACAUGGGUGUUGUUAUGGAAACCGAUGUUCCUGUAUCCGAUAUUAAAUCAUCGGGUAAAAAGUAUCUUGAAAAUGAUACCAAUCUAACCGUACACGUGGAAUGGUAUGAUUCGAUUAUGUUAUUCAAUCAUAUCUAUCAUAAAUAUGAUGAUAUUGCACGAAUGCAUUGCCAUCAAAUGAGACGAGAAAUAGCUGCAUUGACCAAAGAAAAUUAUAGCCUUGAGCGGCAAAUAUUUGCUUAUCAACGUUCAAUAUCCAUGGCUAAUAAUCAGAUUAAUGUACAAAAUAAUAUGUCACGUCUUAGUAUUUCAUCGCCAUCGAAACCUAAUCCACCGUGUAAUUCAAAUCUAAUUGGUUAUGGAACUGGUAGUGGUGGUGCUAGCUGUACUGGAAGUGGUGCUGGUGGUGCCGGUACUGGUGGUACAAAUACACCAUCAUCAUCAUCGUAUCGUGGUUCAUCACAAUUAGAUAAUGCAAAUAAUUCUGGUUAUUAUAAUAAUAAUAAUAAUCAUCAUCAUCUAAUUGAUGAUAUGAAUACAGCUGCUAUAGCGGCAGCAGCAGCUAUUGCAUCUGGAUCAACAACAACACAAACACCAUCUGAUUCUUAUUAUGAACAUUGUAAUACUACUACUGGAUCCGGUUCGCGAACAAUUUCACGACCAGAAGCAAUUAAUUAUUCUACAGAAAGAAGUGCUACACCGGUACCAAGUAGUCCAAUGCAAUCAACAACAAUGAUUAAUAUUGCUCAACAACAACAACAACAACAACAACAGCAACUAUCAUUGGCAUCUUAUCUUGGUAGUAAUCUUGAACAAGGUAUAUCAUUACCAACAACAACACGGCAUUCAUUUUCUGGUCCAACAACACCACAUCAUCAUCAUCAUCAUCUACAACAACAACAAUAUCAUGGACAACAACAAGCUUAUUCAACGCACCACCAUCAACAACAAUCUUAUCAUCAUCAACAACAACAACAACAUCAUCAUCAUCAUCAUCAUCAAUUACCGCAGAUACCAAGUGGAAAUGUUGGUAUACCAUAUUCAUCAUCUAAUUAUCGAUUACGUAGUCCAAGUUCAAAUCCAAAUAUUGCACAAAUGUAUCGUGAUGAUAAUGAUACAGUAGCAACAGGAUCGUCAACAGCACAGCAACAACAACAACAGGGCAAAUAAUGGAUGGUUCAAUUGAUGAUGCCUAUCAAAGUUAUGCUGGACGAUAUAAAUUAACAGUUUAAUGAUGAAAAUAACACAAUAUUGCUUCCACAUACAGAAUAAUAAAAGAGAAAGAGAAUUUAUUUAUUUUAU
Dermatophagoides farinae (American house dust mite) is the source of this 3289-nucleotide messenger RNA. RefSeq lists its product as uncharacterized. Gene Ontology annotation, biological process: positive regulation of transcription by RNA polymerase II. NCBI's taxonomy places the organism in Eukaryota, Metazoa, Arthropoda, Arachnida, Sarcoptiformes, Pyroglyphidae. Gene Ontology annotation, cellular component: mediator complex. The record is from RefSeq and is a predicted model, not a curated record. Gene Ontology annotation, molecular function: transcription coactivator activity; transcription factor binding.